This is a messenger RNA of Chelmon rostratus (copperband butterflyfish), 5434 nucleotides long. RefSeq names its product pleckstrin homology domain-containing family G member 3 (gene plekhg3). Bases 124 to 4458 code for a protein of 1444 amino acids. The transcript has 19 exons. Gene Ontology annotation, molecular function: guanyl-nucleotide exchange factor activity. NCBI's taxonomy places the organism in Eukaryota, Metazoa, Chordata, Actinopteri, Chaetodontiformes, Chaetodontidae. The record is from RefSeq and is a predicted model, not a curated record.
CAGAGAGACAGACAGAUUUGAGGGACAGUGUGAGCGGUUGACAGGCGGACAGCGGACUCGGUCAGUGUGGAUGAUACCCGGCAGAAGAUUCUCGACGCGUUGGUUGAAACUGGUCGAGGUGUGAUGCCUGAAGGAUCUCACAGCUCCUCCAAUGACGUCCGGAUGGAUGAAGAGUCCUCCCGCCUGUCCACUGCCUCCAUCAGCAGUAAUGAACGUGCUCCCUCUGCCACGCCCUCCGACUCCUCCGACCGCCGCCCGGUGAGCCUGAUCUCCACGCUGUCCUCCGGGUCCGGAUCCUCCCGAGACGACAACCUCGUCCCGCCGCAGUCCGCCCGAACCCCCGACCUGGACUUGGACCUGAGCCCUGCAGGGGGCGCUGCAGACGGUGAGGGGGGGUCGUGGCCACGCCCCGAGCCUGACAGAAGGGGGCAGGGACUCGGCCUGAUACACAACAACAACAAAGAGUUCACGCCGAGUCGGGCUUCGAGCCGCCGCCUGCAGACGUCGCCGUUCAUAGCCAGAAGCAUGGCACCAAACCCUCAGCUGACCUACCUGGACCGGGUCGUCAUGGAGAUCAUCGAGACGGAGAGGAUGUACGUCAGAGACCUGCGCAUGAUUGUAGAGGAUUACCUGGCUCACAUCAUCGAUCAGUGCGACCUGUCGAUCCGUCCCGAGCAGGUCUGCUCUCUGUUCGGAAACAUCGAGGACAUCUACGAGUUCAACAGCGAGCUGCUUCAGGAUCUCGACCUGUGUGACAACGACCCCGUCGCCGUGGCCAGGUGCUUCGUCAUGAAGAGCGAGUACUUUGAGAUCUACACACAGUACUGCACCAACUACCCAAAUUCGGUUGCAGCGUUGACGGAGUGUAUGAGGAAUAAAUCUCUGGCAAAGUUUUUUCGGGAACGUCAGGCAUCACUGAAGCGCUCACUGCCACUCGGUUCAUACCUGCUCAAACCAGUUCAGAGGAUCCUCAAAUACCACCUGCUGCUCCAGGAAAUAGCGAAGCACUUUGACCCGGAGGAGGAGGGGUAUGAGGUGGUGGAGGAGGCCAUCUACACCAUGACAGGAGUCGCCUGGUACAUCAACGACAUGAAGAGGAAACACGAACACGCCGUCAGACUGCAGGAGGUUCAGUCUUUGCUGCUGAACUGGAAAGGUCCGGACCUCACCACGUACGGAGAACUGGUUCUGGAGGGAACCUUCAAAGUUCAUCGGGCUAAAAACGAGAGAACGCUCUUCCUGUUCGACCGCAUGCUGCUCAUCACCAAACGCCGCGGCGAGCACUACGUGUACAAGACGCACAUCUCUUGCUCCACUCUCAUGCUGAUUGAAAGCGCCAAAGACUCUCUGAGCUUCAGCGUGACUCAUUACAAACAUCCCAAACAGCCUCACACUGUCCAGGCAAAGACGGUGGAAGAGAAGAAGCUGUGGGCUCAUCACAUCAAACGCAUCAUUCUGGAAAACCACCACGCAAUCAUCCCACAGAAGGCUAAAGACGCCAUCUUGGAAAUGAAUUCCAUCUAUCCUCCCAGGUAUCGCUACAGUCCUGAACGGCUGAAGAAAGCUCUGUCUUGUCAUUCUGAUGAGCUUCCACAAGAUGGUCGUCAGGGGCGACGACAGUCAGAGCCGACCAAACAAAUACUGAAGAGCAGCAAAGCCGUCUUAAAGCACUCAGACAGCGAGGGGGUGUUACCGGGGGACAGACGCCCUCUGCAGGCCGUCAGCAGCAGCAGCACGCUGGCCUCCAGCCUGGCCGAGUCCGGGGCUGACCCGGCCACCGAGGAGGACGAGGACGAGGAGGAGCUCGGCAGCAGGAAGGGCUCGCCGGAGCGACUGAUCUGCAGCGAGGAAGAGGAGGAAGAGGCGGGGCAGAGGGCUGCAGAGGACGGCGAGCCGGAGGUUCUGCCUGAGGACAACCAGGUAGACGACUUCGCCAGCUCCGUGCUAGCUGCCAUCUCCUGCUGGCACUACAGGGUCGUGGUGACGGAGGCAGAGGAGGGCGCCGUCUCUUCUAACGGCUGUAACAAAGAAGAUGGACGACUUCCUGAAGAAGACCAGCCAGGUGAAGCUGAGCAGGCCUCCACAGAUGAGUCGCCACAGGAAAAGUCUGCACCGACAGAAAACCCUGAACCAGAACCCUUCUCUGAUCCAGAAAGUUUGCCCGCUACGCCUCCCAGGGUCUCAGUGUCCCCUCAAAGUUCAGAAGAACUGAAACCUGAAAGAGAUCCAGAGCACAUAGAGAAACCAUCCUCUGCCACGCCUGAUUCAGAUUCAAAAGCCUUGAGUAGCGGGGAAUCCUCCGAGGACGAGGAGGUACCGGAGAAAGAGGGUGAAGCCAUGAGCAUCCUGCCUUCCUCUGUCCUGGACAAAGCCAGCGCCAUCGCUCAGCACUUCACCAACAGCAUCAAACGAGGCAGCCUGGUCCAGGAUGACGCCUGCUCCCUCAGCUGUGCUUCACCACGUCUACCGAGCAGGACCGGCAGCAGUCUGAGCCUCAGCGCCGAACCCACUGACCGACCUUUGCGACUCAACAGUGUCUGUUCGGAUCCUGCAGAGACCUUCAACGUAACGGAUUUAACCCUGCUCUCUCCUCGGGACGACAGCCUGUUUGAUGCUGACAGAGGCAUUCGGCGGAGGCGGGACUCCACCCUGUCCAAGCAGGACCAGUUACUCAUCUGCAAAAUCAGGAGUUACUAUGAGAACGCAGAGAAUCAGGAUGCCUCCUUCAGCCUCCAGCGCAGAGAGAGCCUGACAUACAUCCCGACUGGACUGGUCAGGAGCUCUGUCAGCCGGUUAAACAGCAUCCCAAAGGAUGAAACCAUCCAACCAAAUCCCUCCACUGUGACCACGUCUUCUAGUCUUGACCCCUUUUCAGCGGAGUUAAACUCAGCUUUAAACAGAAACACAGAUCCAGAAGAUUCAGGAGAAUGCCAUGGGUCCAUAUCUCAAAGUGUGCAGGACAAUCCAUACGAGGAUGAAGAGUUCAGACCUUCAUCUGAAAUGAUCAAGAUCUGGCAGACAAUGGAGCGAGAGAUCACCAGAUCCCAGAGCGAAGACAAAGGGCGCGAACGAUAUCGAGAAGCUCCAAGAAACCCCAAAGCUACCAGCGUCGGCAUUCCCGUCACGACGAAGACCUCAAACAAAAGCUGCGACCGAGAGAGCGGAGCAUCUGACCUCAGCACCAUCACGGAGGAAUCCACGAGUCCUUCGCCCCUCAAACACAAAGCUUCUGGAGUCAAUCAGACAGGAAGUCUGAAGGAAUCGCCGAAGGUGUUCGGGGAAGAGGCGGUCGUCCGUAGGGCUCCAGCUCCUCGAGUCGCUCAGCUGAAGGCCGAGGCAGAGGGGCAGAGGCCGAGAGAGGAUUCAAACCAGCUGGAUGACGUAGACACGACGAAGAGCAAAGUCCUCCAUCUUGCUCGUCAGUACAGCCAGCGAAUCAAAACAACCAAGCCGGUGGUCCGACAGCGGAGUCAGGGUGUUCUGAUUGGCAAGAAGAGCCUGCCCUGUGUGCUGGAGGAGAAGGAGAGUGCAGGUAAACCCAACCUGACUCUACCGCUGGUUUCUAAUAACCAGGCAACCUCUUUACCACUGAGCCCCGUAGACCAGAUCCGAUCUCCAACCUCGGGCCUCACAUGCAGCUCGGUGAACAGCUCGAGGGUGGUCUUCCCGGGUCGGGCUCGCUCCCGCAGCCCCCUCAGCCCCCCUCAGUCCUCUUCCAUCGAGAGCUUUAACUGGCCCGACGUCCGAGAACUCCGCUCCAAAUACUCUGACCACGGUCAGAAGAGCCCAGCAAGUCGGAGUUGCUCUGUUCCGGGGCAGAUGUUCGAUGGGGGUCUGAGGAGGCAUUCCAGCUGCUCCUCCAGCUUCUUCCUCCCAGAUGGAGCUUCCGGGGAGGUUCCUUCGUACAAACCUCAUGGUACCUGGGAUGCCAGCCGAGAGGAGCGCAGAAAGCGGCUUCACAGAGCCAACUCUCUGGACCCUCGGCUGAGCGAAGCACAAAUGAGUGAGCUGCACAGACUCCAGGACCAGGUCGCUAAUGGCAACCACAACGGUUACUAUGUCGCAGCUGAGGCGCUGCUACCGAACAACCCCAAACACCAGAUCAUCGUCAUGGAGAAGGUUCUAGAGCCGGAGUCGGAGCCUGCUAAAGAAGAAGAUGAAGAAGGGGAAGACAACUAUGUUCAGAUCCGGUCACCGACCAGCAGGGAGAAGAUCUCUAUCAUGGCCGUCAUUGACCGCUGCCGGGUCUAUCAGGAGUCUGACGAAUACAAACAGAGGGAGGAGGCGAAAGCCAAAACUGAGCUGGCGAGGCCUCAAGAGCUCGACACCACGGCGGCGUCCUCGACCGAUCGGGACGAGGAGUCCAAGAAAUCGAGUCCAAACUCUGGACAGAAGACAGCCGCCGGUCAGCAGAGCAUUGUGAGAAAUCUGAGAGAAAAGUUCCAGAGCCUGAGCUGAAUAACCAACACUGUAAAACCCGGUUGUUGAACCAGUCGUGUGAGUUAAAACGUGUUUUAACUCUGAGCAGCGAGCAGAUCAGCCUGUCAGAGUUUUCCCAACAAAACAAAUUCUACAGCCAGAAAGGAUAAACUCUGCUCUAUUUCCUGCCAUUAUUUAAGAAUUAUUUGUAAUUAUUCUAAAAGUUAAUUUGAUUUGGCAGCUUGUCAUUUUGAGUUCACGCCAGAAAAUGUGUAAAUGUGGAGAUCAUGAAACAAUAAAGAUGAUAAAGACGUUCUCAAGAUCCAAAAACACCAUCAUGAGAUUACAAGAUCUUCCCCCGGUCUCCUUUCUGGCAUUUUGUAGAUAAAUAUCUAAAUAUAUGUAAAUAUCUUUAUACAUUAAGGACAAAUUAUUAUCAGUCAGAUUAUUUGUUGAAGCUCCUUUUUGUACAGGAUGUUCUUUGUGUUCUGGGAGUUUCUCCUCGUCAGUCGUUCUCAGUGUCUCAAACAGACACGAAGAAAUCUGUCUUCUUAUCGUCGUCUUCUCAUGAUACAACAGAAACUUUAACGCUCCAUCAUUUAGACUGAGCCUCGUCUGUGUGGGUUCCUGCUAUAAAACACUAACCACUACAUUUUACCUCUCACUACUCGACAUUGCAGCUCGUUAUUUUUAAAUCAAGGGAACAGUUCAACACCUCGAUGAACUCACUAAUUCUCCAGAGUCACGUGUUUCAAGUGCAUCAGUUCAUGUCUGUGGAUCCAGUAGAGAGACAGAUCUACUCCAACCUUCUCCACAGUUUGACUUCAGAAUCAUAAUGACCCAGAUUACAAAAGAGUUGGGACACCUUGUAAAAUAAAUAAACCAGAAUGUGAUAAUGUGUGAUCUUUUUUUGACAUAAACUGACCUGGAAACAGCACAAAGUCAAUAUAUUUACUGUCUGAGCUCAUCAGCUUCAGUGAUUUCUGUAAAUAUCUGCUGAUUCUGGAUCUGAUGC